GUCAGACGAAACCGAAUUUAUGUUAAAACAGCUUGCCAUACUCUGAUUGGUUCACUCCGCGUCCAGCUGCAAAGGUUCAUGUUUUCUGACUCGAGCAUCGAGCCUUUGCCAGUUUAUAGGAGCCAUCGAGCUCGAGGCUUGUACUCUGGCAUGCCCACAGCCUUUGCGCGUAAACCGGAAGUCCCUGACGCUCCAAUUGCGUGCGAUCCGAACGCAGCAUUAAAAGACAUAACUGAGGAUAGUCGGAGUUGCUCACAGUUUUCCACUUCUUGGGCGUUUCCGUUUAUCUUUCCGUCUGUGAUUUCGGGAUUUCCCAGUUUUUCAUGACCACUGGAAGGCAUCAUAAGCUCCACCUUCACCUCCACCCUUUCCGCCUCAGCACGCUAAAACCUCGAAUCUGAGUUUCGGACGGAGAGACCGAACCAACCCGGAAAUGGGUUCUUCUUCUCUGACUGCGUCUCUGCUCCUGCUGUCUCUGGUCUUCAUGCAGUUUGUCUCUGCUGCAGAUCAGAACAACGUGACAAUCAAAGCUGAACCUGGAGAUAACGUCAUUCUGACAUGUAAAGAUCCUGAACAGGGGAAAAUCACAAUCGCAGAGUGGAAGAGAACCGAUCUGGGAUCAUCAGAAUAUGUCCUCCUGUACAAAGAUGAGAAGAACAAUCCAGGAGCCCAGCAUCCAUCCUACAGGGACCGAGUUGAUCUGCUGCUAAUUCAGAUCAGGAUAGGAGACGUGUCUCUGAUUCUGAAGAACACGACGACUGAUGACAGCGGGACGUAUGAAUGUCGAGUUGAUACAGAAAAACAUGUGGAGAAACUGAUCAGCACCGUCAACCUCCAGGUUUCUCCUUCUCCUCCUCCAGAACCGUUUCCAGUCUGGGCCAAAGUUCUACUGGUUCUACCGGGUCUACUGGUUCUGGCUCUGGCUGCUGCUGGAGUUUCUGUUUAUUUCUGGCGCCGCUGGAAACCAGGUGAGUCUCUAGAGCUGCAUUACCCAUAAUGCCUUUGGUCAGGGUCUGUUCUCCUCCAGCGCAGGGCUGGUGCAUUGUGGGUCAUC
Poecilia reticulata (guppy) is the source of this 1054-nucleotide messenger RNA. RefSeq names its product selection and upkeep of intraepithelial T-cells protein 1-like. Gene Ontology annotation, biological process: T cell receptor signaling pathway; regulation of cytokine production. Gene Ontology annotation, cellular component: external side of plasma membrane. The record is from RefSeq and is a predicted model, not a curated record. Lineage: Eukaryota; Metazoa; Chordata; Actinopteri; Cyprinodontiformes; Poeciliidae. Gene Ontology annotation, molecular function: signaling receptor binding.